AUGGCCCCAGCCACCGCGCGCCGCAGCCGGCCCGCCAGGCCCGCGCGGGCCCCCCCCGGCCCGCUCCGCCGCCCGGCGCCUCCCGCGCCCGAGCGCCGCCAGCUCCUUCGCGCCCGUCCGCCGCCGCCCGCUCCUCCGCCCGGCCGCCGGCUGCCUGAGCUCGCCGCCGUCUCCGAUGAGUCCCCGCCGCCGCGCCCGGUCGCCGCCGCCUCCGCCGUCGCCAGGUCCGGCGACGGAUCCGGCCAGAUCCGGCGGGACCCGACCACCCCGACCCGCCGGUGCCUCGCCCCGUCCACCUCCGGCCGCCGCGCCGCCCCAUCUCCGGCGAGAGCCGCCGCCUGCCUCGAUCCACGUGCAACCCUAGAUCUGGAGAAGAUGCCGAUAAGGCCGAAGGUGCUGGUGGGGAUCUCGGUGGUGCAGAAGCAAAGGAGGAAGCAACAAAAUAAUAGCCAAGCGAUCCGGUACGGCAAGCUGUGGAACAGGAGUUCAACAUUUUUGUGGCUUUUAGUUUAG
Messenger RNA from Aegilops tauschii subsp. strangulata, 513 nucleotides. Lineage: Eukaryota; Viridiplantae; Streptophyta; Magnoliopsida; Poales; Poaceae. The record is from RefSeq and is a predicted model, not a curated record.